AAACUUGCUCAGGAAGAGCAGGGGAUAUGUGGAGAACAGAGGCCUGUGCCACUAAAAUCACACAUCUCUAGAAAGAGUUCCUGUUUUUUUCACCCUCCACACUGGCACCAGUUUUGGGAAAACAAGUCUACGUUCCUGGUGUAUGAGACUUUAGGUAUCACACUGGGACUUGGGACUGCCUCUUCAAGGGACAAAAGAAGAAGGCUUUCCAAGCCCUGGGUCACCCACCAAACCCCAUAAAAAGAAAAUAAUAAGGCAAAGGAAGUAAAUCAUCAUCUUUUGGGCUGAAACUUGAUCCAGCCACCUUCGCGGUAAGAGAAAAAGCACUGUGGAGCAUGUGUGACUGCUGAGAGGAGCUGUUGAGAACACUGCAGAGGAGCCACUUGCCUGUUCAGACCUCCCCCCCCACCAAUCCUGCAAGGCUGGCCCCCAUCAUGUCAACAGAAGUUGAGAGCAGCGUAAACAACCAGGCCGAGCCGGCCCUCGUCAAAACCCCCUCCAAGAAAGAGAAGAAGAAAGGCCCAGAGAAGACCGAUGAAUUCCUGCUGGCCAGGUUCAAAGGUGAUGGAGUGCGAUAUAAAGCCAAACUGAUUGGCAUAGAUGAUGUUCCGGAGGCCAGAGGGGACAAAAUGAGUCAGGACUCCAUGAUGAAACUGAAGGGCAUGGCAGUCGCUGCUCGCUCCCAGGGAAAGCACAAACAGAGAAUUUGGGUCAAUAUAUCUUUAACCGGGAUGAAAAUUAUUGACGAGAAAUCUGGGGUAAUAGAACAUGAACACGCAGUGAAUAAGAUCUCCUUCAUUGCGCGGGAUGUAACCGACAACCGGGCCUUUGGCUAUGUGUGUGGUGCAGAGGGCCAGCACCAGUUUUUUGCCAUAAAAACUGCCCAGCAAGCUGAGCCUCUUGUUAUUGACUUGAAGGACCUUUUUCAGUUAAUUUUCAAUAUGAAGAAGAAAGAAGCAGAGGGUCCUAAGACGGAUGAAACUGGUAGCAAGGUGAUAGAGAAUGGCGGUGAUGCCUUGCUUAGUACUGAAGGACAGGAGAAUAAAAGCGUUGAACAUCUGGACCUGUUUGGAGACAUGUCGACCCCACCCGACAUACACUCUCCUUCAGAGACAAAAGAUUUCCUAUUGCUGGAUCUAUCCACUGACAUUGACAGCAAUCAGAACUGUGUAAAUGGAAAUCCCUUCGCCACUUCCUGUUCCUCUGUGCUUUGGGCCAGGCCUCAGCCCAGCUCCUCGCCUGAAAAUCCCUUCUCCUCCCAGCCCAACUUCUUUCCCUCUCCCAUUCCUGACCCUUUCAUCGAUGAUCCCUUCUGCAAAAAUGGCCAGUCUGCACACCCCAGCUCUGUCAUAGGCUCUCUCAGUCUUGGGCAGGAGAGUUCAAAUCAUUUCCUUAGCAAGCCAAAGGUGAAUGGUGGUCAGAAUGGCGACUCUGACUACUUUGGUCAGCGGUUUGAUCAGGUAUCCAGUAGGACUGUCAUCCAGGCACUGACUGACGGCCAGUGGCCGCUGGGUGGUAAGCCAUCGGAAGCAGCCCCCUGGACUGAAAGUGACGUCCCUGUGAAGGAGCAGAGUGGUAUGCUUAGCAAACCCUUUUUUGAAGCCUGUGAUAAAAGCCUGCCCUUGCAAAACGGUGAGAAACACGAGCUGGUGGGCAUGCCGGAGCCCUCCUUCCCCCCGGCCAAGGAUUCGGUGAUCAUUAGCCCUCCUCCGCUCAACACUAAAGCCGGACGAGGACGGAGGAGUGCGAAGUCUCCUACAAAUGACCUUUUUGGAGCAGACCUGUUUGCUUCACCCAGCCAGACAGAAGCCCAGCCUGAUGCUGCACAACCCAAUCCAGUGGAUCUCUUCAAUAGUGGCCCAGUCAACCAUACCAACCCCCUGGCCGCUCUGGGUACCAUGCAGCUGGGACAAGCCUCUGUCCCCUCUGCCUCUGGGACAGCCCCUUGGAGGCCACCUGGCCCCACCAUGUUCUCCAUCCCAGGUGUUCCACAGGUCACAAUGGGAGGUCCCCAACCGUCACCAUUCGGAGGCCCACCUGUGCCAGCGUGGGGACAGACUGCUCCAGCCUUCGGUGUUCCACCUGGCCCCCAGCCCCCUGCCUGGGGCCAGAGGCCUGCCCCAGGGCCUCCCGGAGCCUGGCCCCAGCCCUCUCCCCUGACUAACCCUUUCCAGCCAAGCAUGUUUCCUGGUGGCCUCCCACCAGGCCCUAUGAUGCAGCAGAUCUCCAGUCCGCCACCACAGCCACCGCCCCGGCCAGCACCACUGAAGGAGCACCCCAGAGUGGAGAACAGUGCUUUCUCAGCCCUGGACCCCCUGGGUGAGAAGGAGAAGAAGACUGGCAAGGACAUGUUCAAGGACUUCAAGCUGGCCAAGCCACCUGCAGUGCCUGCUAGGAGGAGUGAACAGAAGGAAGCUCCCAGCACCGACGGUGGUGCUUUCGACCAAUACUUCUCCGCCAAAGUGGGCCUUGCUCAGGAUGUAGCUGAUCAUGAUGACUUUGAUAUCAGUCAGAUAUCAGGCAAUGAGCCGCCCAAACCUGCGCCCCGGCAGUCCCCUCCAACCACUGCAGCCCCCGCCCUUGCGCUGGCUCCCACCCCUGCACUGGCUCCAGUCUCGGCUCCGGCCCCAGCACCAGCGGUAGCACCAGCCCAGGGCCUCUUUGAUGACCCUUUUGGGGCGCAACCGUUCGGAGCGCCUCCCAUCACAAACACUCAGGCUUUCCAACCCGCUGCUGUCACUGACCCCUUUGGAGAUCCCUUUGGUAACCCCUUUGCCUGAGUGCUACUUGCCCUGCUCCUGGUGUUAAUUCCCAUGAAGACUUUGCGUGGGCCAGAGCUUGUUUGAAGCAUAGUAACGGAGCCAGCUUCGAAGUCCAACUGAUGUGACCUGCUCAGGGCAGUCCAGAUGUGCUGUCUCUGGACUCACUCCUUACGUCACUCCAAUCUUCCCUCACCAAGUCUCUUUAUUGGACAGUUGAUAGCCCUUAGUUCAGUUUCUGGGAUCGCACUACCCUGUUCACAGCCCUUUGUACAUAUAUGAAUUGUUUGUAAGUGCAGUACUAGCAAUAACAAAUGAAGGGUAUCUGCAGAGAGAAAACACUUUCAUUUGCCAUCAUCAUUUGCCAUCAUAUUCGAGGAUUGCUCAAAAUGCAGACCCAAGCAUACACACAUAAAGGGAAAUUGGGGGAAAAAAACAAGCCAAAGUGUUUGACAUUAAAGAGAAGAAAAUUAAUUAAUGUGAGUACUUUGUACAGAGUGCAUUACAUUCAUGUAACACUCCUCCACAGCACUUUUCUAUAUUUCUGCAUCACAAGCUCAUAUUGUUGAGGGGAUAAUUUGCUGCUUUGAAAUGGAUGUAGAACAUGUUUUCACUACAUUUCCCUCCUAGGCUUACCCUCACCAUUGUUCACAGCUUGGUAUCAUCCUCAGUGUACACAUGGAUGUGGAUCCAGUGUUUUGUCAGAGCCAGCAGCAGUACCACUCUGGUGGAUCAUUCAUCUCUUAAAGUCCAUGAAUCCAUUAAGAGAGUCCAUUUCCUUCUUUAUUUUUGUUUCAUUGGCCCCUUGCUUCUGAACAUCUCAUUCCAAGCGCGCAAUCUUUUUUUCCUUUCUUUCUAGUGCAUGUAGCUUUGGUUUUAGCACUCAAUCCCAGAUUACUUUCUCUGUUCACUGAAUUUGAAUUAUGACAUGAAUGAGUUUUCUUGUAUAUUCCACUCUGUAUACAAUCCUUGAUCUUGUUCUCCUGAUCUAGUGAAAUAUAGCUUUAAAAUGCUUUUAUUCCAGAUCAUCUCAGGAUGUUGUGCAUUUCUGGCCUCAAGUCAAUUCAUUUAUUCCAGAACAUUAAAAACUUCCCUGCUGUGUUGGAUUUGAUUGACAAGUUUCAUGCAAAAUAAAGAAAUGUUUUUGCACAGUA
Anguilla rostrata (American eel) is the source of this 3913-nucleotide messenger RNA. RefSeq names its product disabled homolog 2-like. Gene Ontology annotation, cellular component: plasma membrane; cytoplasm. Gene Ontology annotation, biological process: positive regulation of endocytosis; negative regulation of canonical Wnt signaling pathway; receptor-mediated endocytosis. The transcript is spliced from 16 exons. NCBI's taxonomy places the organism in Eukaryota, Metazoa, Chordata, Actinopteri, Anguilliformes, Anguillidae. The record is from RefSeq and is a predicted model, not a curated record. The coding region runs from base 435 to 2780 and encodes 781 amino acids.